Molecule: messenger RNA, 705 nt
Organism: Nerophis lumbriciformis (worm pipefish)
Lineage: Eukaryota; Metazoa; Chordata; Actinopteri; Syngnathiformes; Syngnathidae
Source: RefSeq, a predicted model, not a curated record
AGCGCCGUGCAACAAACGGCUUGAUUGACUCUCCACGGUUCUCAUGGUACGUUUAAGUCCAACCUUUGAAUUCAAGUUAACAUGGCAGAGGUAGCCCCUGCAGCAGCCCCGGCGAAAGCGCCCAAGAAGAAGACCGCUAAGACCGCUAAGAAGAAGGUGGGACCCUCUCUUAGCGAGCUUAUCGUCAAAACCGUGGCCGCGUCCAAAGAGCGAAAUGGUGUUUCCCUCGCGGCGCUCAAAAAGGCUUUGGCCGCCGCCGGCUAUGAUUUGGACAAGAACAAGAACCGCGUUAAAACCGCCGUUGUUGGCCUGGUGACUAAAGGAACCCUCGUCCAGACCAAGGGAACCGGCGCUUCUGGUUCAUUCAAGAUGAACAAGAAGGCCGAAGGGAAGGCGAAGGCCCCAGCUAAGGCUGCGAAAAAGGCCCCAGCCAAAGCUAAGAAGCCCGCAUCUAAGAAGGCAACACCGAGCAAGAAGCCCAAAGCUGCUGCCACCAAGAAGCCGGCCGCUAAGAAAUCCGCCAAAAAGCCGGCUAAGGCCGCGACGCCCAAGAAAGCAGCUAAGAAGGCUACCAAGAGCCCCAAGAAAGCCGCUGCGCCCAAAAAAGCACCCGCGGCCAAGAAGGCUUCCGCCGCCAAAAAGAGCCCGGCCAAGAGGGUAGCCAAGCCAAAAACUGUUAAAAAGGCAGCACCUAAGAAGAAGUAA